AUGAAGGAGCUGGCGGACCUCGUUGUGGGCAACGCUGUCAACCCCCGCCUGCUGCUGCAGCAAAAGGGAUGGCAGGUGGAUCUGAUGGCACUGCUGGCGCUCAUGCGCUCACGCCUCUCCCCGCCCUCCCCCCCCACCGCCACCACCACCGCCACUGCCACCGCCACUACCACUCCCACUGGCACGAGCAGCAGCGGUGCACAGGGCAAAGGGCCGCAGGCAGCAAACGGGUGGAGUGGGGCAAGGAAGGGGGGGCGGGGCAGCGAGGGGGAGGUGGGGGAGGAGGAGUUGGAGGAGGCGGAGGUGGUGUGGGAGCAGGUGCGGCGGCUGCUGCUGGCCACGCACGCACACGCACUGCAGCACAGCAGCACCGGCUGGCAGCACGUGGCUGACACCGUUGGUGCCCUCCGCAUGUUCGCCCAGCAGGGCAAGCUGCCAUACCACCUGGUGCUGCGCCCACUGCUGGCGGAGCUCAUCACCGUGCAAUCAGGCCUCUCCUCACGGGGCAAUGCUGCGCGCAACAACUGUCUCUUCCUCUUUGCACUUAUUGACGAGUUCGCCCUGCAUGACUCGCGCCACAUCUUCCCUGCAAAGGAGCUGAUGACAGCGGGCGUGGGGGAGGCGGUGGACGGGCUAGCAGGCAUCACCACGCCGCGCUCCCACGCCCCCCACGCCGCCCACGCGCCCUCCACGCCCCUCUCCCCGCCCCACUCCUCCUCGCCCCCCCUCUGGCACACCAGUGGGGGAGCACUCUGGGGAGAGGGCCGGCAGAGCAGGGGGCGGGGGGGGAUGGGGGAGGGGAGGGGGAACGGGGAGAUGGAGGGGAGCUGGCGCAAUGGGGGGAAUGGGGGGAGGGCGGGGCUGGGGAGGCUGACAUGGGCGCAUGCACCCAUGGGGUCCAUGCGCUGGGGGGCGCACAGGGCAGUGGUGGGGGCGUGGGACGAGGGGGAUGAGGGGGAUGAGGGGGAGGAGGAGGGUAUGGGGGGACGAGCAGGGCAGGGCGGGCAGAGAGGGAGUGGGGGGCUGUAUGGGGGCGAUGGUGCCAUGCGGCCACUCACUCCGCCAGGCCUAGCAGUGCCCUUGACCCCGCCUGGCAUGAGUCCCUUGGGUGGCGCUGACAGGGGGUUUCUCACCCCUACCGCUGCCGGUGCACAGGAGGGAAGCGGUGCAGAGCGGUUCAGCACGAUGAGCCUGGACGUGGAGGGUGCGCGCAGCCCUGGGGAGGCUGACUUGCUGACGACCAGCGUUGACCUGGUUGACUGCAGCGUUGACCUUGGGGACUCCAGUGGAGCGGGAGAAGGAGGGGCGUCUAUGGAGGGGGGUGUGGCAGCGAGAGUGGUGGAGGGGCAGCUGGUAGCAGUGGGGGCGGAAGGGGAGGAGCAGGCGAGGGAAGGGGGUGGCAGAGCGGAGGAGGACAAGAGGUCGCACCUUUGGGAUCAGCUACUGCAGGCGGACGACAGUGAGUUCAGGUGGAAGGCAUACGAUGGCUUCUGGGCGCUGCUCGCCCUGCUGCACAACAAGGCCGACGCCGCCGCCGCCCUCUCUGCGGGCCUCUUCCGCUCGCUCCCCCGCUCCGCCUCCACCACCGCCCUCCCCCUCUCCCGCCUGCGCGCCCUCGCCCCGCCCUCGCCCUCCCGCACGGACCUAGACGCAGCUCUGGAGGGCGACGGGGGCGGCCACUGGGGGUGCAGCACGGAGGAGCGGCUGGAGCAGCUGGGGAAGGAGAAGUGUCCGCGCGUGGUGUUCCGCCUCGUGCUGCUCUACGUGUACGAUGCGGAAUUAGACGCGCUGCAGCGCUGCCUGCACCACUUCACAGUGCUCGUGCCCGUCAUGCUGGCGGACGGCAGCGAUGGUAACAGCGACUGGCACCGCAACCGCUUCCACCUCUUCCUCUGGUCGCUGCUGCACGCGCACGAGGCCGUGGGGCACAUGGAGGAGGGGGCGCGCGGGGAGGUGAUCGCGCAGGGCGUGCACGACGUGGUGGUGUCGGCUGCUGCUGUGUUCGCGCAGCCCAUGAAGGGGUCAAUGCGUGCCACGCCGAGCAGCUCGGGGUCGGAGGAGGAUGACGACCUGGAGGCCGCCAGACACCUCGUGCAGCAGCAGCGCGUCGACGCUGCUGUGGAGGAGGAGAUAGGGCACAUGCUAUCAGCGGUGGCGCAGUGGGAUGCGGAGCUGUCACACGCACGGCAGGCGCACGAGGCACUGAGGGCACAGAGGGUGCGGCAGCAGCGCGCCUUCCAGGAGCUGCAGCGCAUCGCCCUCGCCGACCUGCUGCACGCUGACAGCCGCCGCCGCGCUGCCGCCCGCAUCGCGUACGACGAGCAGCAGGAGCGCGUGAAGGCCGUGUGGGAGCAGCUGUAUCGGGAGAUGACGAGCGAGCGAGGGCCCUGGUACUCGCCCCCCUCGCCCUCCGCCUCCUCCUCCUCGCUCUCCGCCCUCUCGCCUGGCGCCACGCCCCCUGUGUCAGCAGCGGUGCAGCGGUGGAAGCUGGACAAGAGUGAGGACGCCCAGCGCCGCCGCUUCCGCCUGCGCCCCCACCUGCGCUUCGAUGACGCCAUGUGCCGCCCCGCCCUCGACGCCAGCAAGCCGGCAGGGAGGGAGGGGGGGGCGGGGGAGGAGGGAGGGGAGAUACGAGUGGAGAAGGAUUUACUGGAGGAGGUGGCGAUGCUGCAGGAGGAGCACAAGAGCGCCCAGGAGGGCGCGGCAGGGGCAGGAGGGACAGGCGCGGGGGCGGGUGGGGGAGGAGAGGUGGCUGUGCGGUCGAGUGGGGUGCAGCUGGGUCUGCGAUUCGAGUCCGACGAUGAGGUGAUAACGAGUCUGCCGUGCAUAAUGGUGACGGCCAAGCGCAAGCUAGGAGGGCGCAUGGAACUGAGGCGGCGCUCGCAGCACUUCUUUGCCGACUUUGUCUUUGAGGGCACCGCCGGCUCCUCUCUCUUCGACCAAGAUGGCCGCCUGCGCCCACCGCACAGCGUGCGAGGGGAGGCGGAGCGCGGCGGGGCCAAGGUGGGGCCGCGGGAGCGGUGGCGGCGCGUGACGCAGCGGCUGCUGCUGGUGGCGAAGCUGCAACCGACUGAGAAGACGCUGGGGCGGGCGAGUGUGCGCAUGGCCAAGGACCCUGACGUGCUGGAGGAGGUCAAGAUGCACCGCCAGUGGCCCCUGCACGAGGUGAGGUGGCUUUUCUCCGGCCAGUGGCCCCUGCACGAGGUGAGCUGGCUUUGCUCCAUGCUGCAUGUAUGUGCUAUUGUGAUAGUCUCAUAG
Messenger RNA from Closterium sp. Naga37s-1, 3258 nucleotides. Lineage: Eukaryota; Viridiplantae; Streptophyta; Zygnematophyceae; Desmidiales; Closteriaceae. The record is from the annotation of a GenBank genome assembly.